Messenger RNA from Didymodactylos carnosus, 747 nucleotides. The record is from the annotation of a GenBank genome assembly. Lineage: Eukaryota; Metazoa; Rotifera; Eurotatoria; Philodinida; Philodinidae.
AUGGAGUGGACAAUAGACAAAAACGAACAACAGUUGCAACAACUGGAUGGACGUCAAGAAGAGCGACAUGUGUUGUUUGAAACAUCUGAAAGUGGUGAUACCGAAGAAAUGGUUAGAAUUCACGAAACUCACGUUACCAAAACAAUUGACGAAUUACCAAGCACUGGCAGCAAAAGAGUCGAACUUCUGCACAUUACAGAGAAAGAAAAUAAACGGCGUUUGUCACUUUUCAUUAUUAGUAGUGUCAUUAUGUUCGCAUUAGCGAUUUUAAUCGGUUACAUUGAUUAUGAGAAACCACUGUUUAGUUCCGUAGAUAAAUCAUUAAAAAUGCGUACAUCACCAAGAAUCUUAUCAAAAAACGAUGAGGUGCCACCAAAAAAACAAAGGCAACGUAAUCGGAAAGCAAAAACUGUAAAACACUCGAAUACUAUCGGUAUGAUCAGUCCAUCGAAACAGGACAAUAACACGCGUCUAUUAGACUUUGAAAUGGCUAGAACGAAUUCACACAAAAAACUCUAUGAGAUAGAUAAAUUAAUACGUAUUCUGUCUUCACGGUCGAAUUAUUUGGAUUCGCUUACAGCGGACAUUCAUAAAAGACAAAUGAGACGGUGCCUGACUGUUGAUCGAACUUAUCGCAUCGCCGAUACACUCAAUCUUCGACUUGUGAUGAUACCGAAAAAGCGAUUACGGAAAAAACAAAAACAAAAUAAGUAUCGUUUGUCAGCAGUUGUUCGAAAGAACAAAUAG